This is a messenger RNA of Rubroshorea leprosula, 3365 nucleotides long. The record is from the annotation of a GenBank genome assembly. NCBI's taxonomy places the organism in Eukaryota, Viridiplantae, Streptophyta, Magnoliopsida, Malvales, Dipterocarpaceae.
CCAUUUCGAUUUUGCUCCCAAGGAGAUGAUGGCUUUCCUUCUUCUCCUCCUUCUUCAUCAUUGAUGCUGUCUAUCCUGUACAGAAUUGUUAAUUUAUGGCUUCUUCUCAAGUUGAUGUUGUUGCCUCUUCACCAUUCAGCUGUGUUCUCAGGGAGCAAAGCCGUCGAGAACGAUGCCAUGACACCAACGUCAGAGCUUCUCAGGCUGCAUUCGAGAAGAAUCUUAAAGAUUUGGUCAGGGAUCAUCUCCAUACAUGCAUUUCUAUCUCCGAUCAAUAUUCUCAAAACCAGAACACUUCCAUUGAUUCCUGGAUCGCCAAUGGGCAGAGAAACACCAAUUGUCGAAUUCCCCACAAUCAAAAUUGUAGAAGCCAAAGAGAUGUUCAUGUUGAGUCAUCGUCUUCCCAAGCUCGAGAAAUACCAUCGACCAUUGAGAAAAAGGCACAGGAGGUGGAGAUAUUGGCUUCUGCAAAUUCACCCACUACCUCAACAUCAUCACAUUCUAAUGCAUCCGAGAAAGACUCCCCAACCCAAACAGAGAAUGCCCUUGCUCGAGCUUCCUCACUUGUUCAAAUAUGGGAGGCCAGGCUGAAUCGAACAGGGCCUGGUAGCAUCCCUAACGGGCAGAACCAAUGCCAGACCAGCAGGACAAGUCCCGGGUUGAGCUCCGCUGAGAAUUUUUCCCCUGUUGACGAACCCCCUUCACGAAAUUCUGAAUUAUGUGAGCAUGGUGAUGAAAGGUCGGAAAGCAGGACCAACAAUGAGGAUAAGGAUAAUUUGACAGAUUGGGAAUCACAUUUUGAUAGGAUAGCGCUUAGUGAAGCUCCUUCUUUCUCAAAUGGAGAGAAAGAAAGAGUUAGAGUAGCAGAUAUCAUCAAAAGAUUGGGGAAUAAUGUAGGGGAUAGCUCGCCAACUAGGGAGCGCAAACAUAUCCUCAACCCAGAACAAACAGAGCAGAAAGGCUUUUCACAGGUUUCAAGUUCACCCCGGGUUAGAGGGAGACAAGCACUCCAUGAAUUGCUUGUGUUGAUGGAACGGGAAAGGCAUAAGGAGCUGGACUCCCUCGUGGAACGUCAACUAGUCUCAAAAUUCCCACAGCGUGGCCGCAUUCAGUCAAUGCUUCGGUUGAGAUGCCUGCAGCGUGGCCUGGCAACUCCGCAUUCAACAGGAGCAGAAGAGAAUAGAAACCAUCCUAAAUCUGGAGGAGCUGAAGUGAGCAGGUCACCACCAGGGUCUAACAUCAUGCAACUAAGGGAAAAAUUUAGCACAAGCUUAGAGCGUGUUAUGACUGUGCCAAGCCACAUGGCUUCUGCAAGAAUCCAUCGCAAAGAAACGGCAAACAGAACCCAACAUUCAGAUACUCCUUCCACUUCCACUCCACCUAGUGAAGACAGGCAUCGGAGUACAUUGCUAGGAAAACCACCUCUGCCUCCGUCCGCUGAACACAAUCAUCCUACUAGACACAGGACUAUAUCGCCCAAAGAUCAUUUAGUGUCUCCAUUGAAUGAACGCAGUCAUCUCCAAGAAUUGUCCUCUAUUGAGCAUCAGACUACAUUAUCAGAAAUGCAUUCAUUGAAAAACAAAAUUGAAUGUGUUGUUGAGAAAAGGAAGCCACAUUCAGAUGUUGUGUGCCAGACGACCUGCUUGGAGGCAACAAAUCUUGCCCCCCAAAAGACUACAGAGGCAUCAACUUCCUUGAAUGGUCAGGAAGAGAAUCAGAUGGUCAAAGAACCAGAUGCUCUUAGCCAGCAACAUCUUGAGAUUGCCUCACAAGCAACUGGAGAAACAGAAACCAUAGCAUCCACUAAUUUUGCAAUUGAGAACAUUGAGAUGGCUGACGAAGAAGAUGUUGAGAACCAACAGCAUUCCUAUCUUGACUCUCAAGAAAUUGUGGAGACAGCAAUUUCUUACGAUGAUUGGGAUGAGAAUGACAUGGUAGAAGAAGAGGAUACUGAUUACCAACAGUAUUUUGAAGGUGAAAAUUAUGACUGGUUUAGUUAUAUUGCUAAGCCACGGAGUUACUGGGAGAAACUGAGGCAAGCAUGGUACCAGGAAGUGUUUAACACCACUUCAGAAGAUGAGGAGAUACGUCAACUCCUUGAAAGGAGAAGAGUGUCAACUUGUCUUGCAAGUGAUUUUCGAAACAAAAUGGAUCAGGUUAUGAAGUCUCGUAUAGAAAUGCAAGUGAGUGAGGGGGAAAGUCAAGAAGAUGAACCUAAUGAAGAAGAAAGAAUGCUUCAACUGAUGUCUUUUUUCACGAGACAAUUGCAUGGAGCAGGCAGUCAAGAAGGUGAGGGAGAAGAGGGAGGUGAGGUUGAAGAAGAAGAAAAUAAGCAUGAAGAAGAUGAUGAAGAUGGAGAGGAGGAGGAAGAGGAAGAAGAAGACGAAGAAGAAGAAGAAGAAGACGAUGAAGAAGAAGAAGGUGGAAGCACAAGUAGUCAUCAAUCUCAUGAAGCCACUGAAUAUUAUGAUCAAUCCUCACCAUCCAUACAAAUGCCUUCACCAUCUCUAUUAUUGUCAUGGAACUAUCAAGAUGAUAAUGAAACUGGAGAUGAUUCUAAUAGGAUUCCAUCCAGAUCUUCACCUGUUCACCCACCCUCACAAGCUCAAUCUUUUCAAGGCAGUCAACAGUCAUCUUCAAAUAGGCAUUCAUUGGAAAUGGAACUCAUAUGUGACUUAAGAGGACGCAUGGAGCAACUUUACCGUGAGAUGGCUGAACUAAGGAAAUCAGUUAUAAGCUGCAUGGAUAUGCAGAUGAAAAUGCAACAGUUCUUCAAUCAAGAGAUUCAUUCAGUUCAAGGGCAAGUGAAAAAUCAACCGGAUGGGGCACUACUCUUCAAACGCACUUGUUGUAUUUGCUAUGAAAUGCAAGUGGACUCACUUCUGUACAGAUGUGGGCAUAUGUGCACCUGCCUCAAAUGUGCCCAUGAAUUGCAAUGGAGUAGUGGAAAAUGCCCAAUAUGCCGUGCCCCAAUAGUGGAUGUUGUGCAGGUGUAUGUGGAUUCAUAGAAUACCGGUGAACGAGUUCUUGCUCGAGAGGACCAGAUCAGUUAACUUCCUGAACCUUUGAUUGGAAUGUGGAAGAUGCAUAUUUACUUUGUUUUUCUAUUUCCUACUAAUGUUAUCUAGUUUCUGUACAUGUCACCCCAUUUAACAACUACAUGCUUUCUCUUUUACACACACUUUUUUAUGUGUUUUCUAGGGAGAAAUUACAUUUUCACAACCUCUCAUACUCUUCUUUCUACUUACAAUUUUGAAGGGGAUUUUUUUUUUCUUUUUUUUUCUCUUUUCUUUUUUUUUUUUUUUUUCCUUUUAAGAUGUGCUGAACGACUUGAAUUAAAAAGCAAAUGAAUCUUUUGUGCAAUG